GUAGCGCCGCCGCACCUCUACCUGGCCGUCUGCCGCGUGCGCCAUGAUGACAUCGGCGCCGGCCGCCGCACUUCAGUUCCUCCGGCAGCAACUCUCGCCGAUCUCCCCGGCAGCGUACCCCGCGAGCUGCUGCCACCGCCCGCCACGCAGCAACAGGACCCUGCGAGACCUCCCGCGAUGAACGGCUGGCUCCUCUCGAACACCAAGCCGGCGUUGCGGCGACCAACGGAGCAGCGCCUCCAGUAGCGACGAGAAGAGCGUCGACGACGACUUCGUUUCGCGCGUGCCUGUGUGCGUGCGUGCGUGCGGAUUAUACAAUAUUACGGGUCCCCGUUCCGCGCGCUGGUGCUGUCUCGACGCGUCGCCCCGUGACACGCGGUGGCUGUUCUUCUUUUUGUGAAUUUCUCGCUUAUCUGCGCGGGAGAAGCACGCUUGUUUCGCAAUUUCGUCAUUAUUCCGCGCGGCCCCCGACGCGGGCUCCUCUCUCUCUCUCUGGAUUUACUGUGCCUCCACACCAACUUGCCACGCAUCGUGUGCGCGCAACUGGAUACGCGAACUGUGCGUGCGUGCGGCCCAGAGUGGUGAACAACAUCUGCGUGCGACACUGGCGACAGCUUUUUCGCCGGUAACGGGGCAGGAUUGGCUGGCCACGCCGCACGUCAUUCGAGCUUCUCAUCCUCGGGGUUGUUUCUUUCGCUGCUCCCACCUUGGGGUGUCGGCGUCUGUAGGACUGACCUGAAGUGAAAGAAGAAGCAGCGGCGGCGGCGGCAGCAGCAGCAGCAGCGGCAGGGCCUGCAACACCGCGCUUAACGGCGACAAUGACGUAACCGGGUCCAGGCGGUGCUCCCCAAAUUAGGACGGCCUUAGGGUGCGGUGGCAAUGGCCGGCGACGACCAAGCGCGGCAGCGUACCACAAAUGGGUGCAGCGGCGCAGGCAUCGACGACUCCGGGAAGCUCAAGAAUGGCAACGGUCUGCUGCUGCCACAGUCCAACGGCAACAACCACCACAAGGGCCUGAACGGCGGCGUCGACGGGCUCAGCUGCAAAGUCCUGCAGCCCGUGCAUGCUGAAGAGGACCCAGACUCUAUAUGCGGCCUCUGGUUCUUCAAACCGAGAUGGCUGCAGCGAUUUGCCAACAAGAAGGCAUUCCUGGCCGUGUUCUGCCUGACGAGCGUGCUGCAGGGCAUGUACUAUACAUACUUUGUGAGCGUGCUGACGACCAUCGAGAAGCUGUACCAGAUCCCAAGCAAGACCACAGGCAUCAUCAUGUCGGCCACCGAAAUUGGCCAGAUCGGUGGCGCGCUGCUGCUCACCUAUUACGGGGGCCAGGGGCACCGGCCCAAGUGGAUCGCAUGCGGCAUGCUUGUGUUCGCCGUCGCCUCCAUCCUGUGUGCCACACCACACUUCAUCUUCAUCGACGACUCGCUCCUGGUCACGUCGCAGGCCAGGGUCCGUGGCGCCCAGAACGCCACCGUCGCCUCGCAGUGGGCCAAGCUGUGCCACGCGCCCGAGCAGGCUGCCUCUGCCUCUCCGCUGCCGGCCAACCUGACCGCGCUGUUGGCCGCUGAUGGAGUGUUGGCCACGACGGCCACUUCCUCUGACGCAUUGCACCUCUUCCCUGAUGGCGGGGGAACUGGGGGUCCAGUGGCUGAUGCGCUGCGACAGGCUGCCAUCUGCGAUGCCUCAACGCGGCCGCUCAGCCAGAACCGCAUUACACAUGUGGUGCUCUCUGUGUUCUUCAUCAGUCUGCUCUUUAUUGGGAUUGGCGCCACAGCCGUCUACACGCUCGGAAUACCAUACAUCGACGACAAUGUUGCCAACCGGGAGUCUCCGCUCUAUUUCGGUAUCACGAUAGGCGUCAGGAUAUUCGGUCCAGUAUUUGGCUUCCUUCUUGGCUCCUACUGUACAAGCGUGUAUGUCAACUUUCCAUUUGAGACGUCCAACCUGUCUCCGGGCAACCCUCACUGGGUGGGUGCUUGGUGGCUCGGCGUGUUCAUAGUGGGCGCGGCACUCAUCGUUACGGCACUGCCCAUGAUGGCGUUCCCGCGCAACCUGCCCCAGCGGCGGUCCUCGCAACGGGUGCCGCGACCUGUCCUGGACCGCAAUGGCACCAUCUGCCCCAAGCACCAGCUUCAGCAGAAGGUGCCGCUCAUCAGCUCGCCGCCGGCAUCGCCGUCCGGAGCCAAGAAGGCUCUCAAGGACAAGCCGACACUCAGAGGUGACCGAGAAGCCUCAACUAGCAAAAAAAACCCACGAACAAGUGCUCUUUCUCUUUCAGAUUUCCCCACCGCCAUUCGGCGCCUUCUGAAGAACGAGAUCCUGCUGUACCGAACGGCCAGCAGCGUCCUUCACAUCUUGCCAAUCGCCGGUCUCUACACCUUUCUCCCAAAGUAUUUGGAGAGCCAGUUUCGGCUUACCGAGACCAAGGCCAACAUGAUCACAGGGUUUGCUGGCAUUCUUGUCAUGGGUGUGGGCAUUUUUGCCAGCGGGACGUUUAUGCGCAAGUACAAGCCAAAUGCCCGCUUUGUUGCCAAAUGGAUUGCAUUCACUGCCCUGGCGUACUCCAUCGGCAUGGUCAUCCUCAUGUGGGUGGGCUGCCCUCUUGGAGACUACGUCGGCCUCAAUUCAGAACACAGGGACUUGAACUUUCUACCUCCAGCAUGCAACAGCACCUCGUGCGAGUGCAAGUCUGGGCUCUUUUCUCCUGUGUGCCAUGAUAGCGUGACCUACUUGUCUCCUUGCCUGGCUGGCUGCUCACAAGUCUCCGGCAGCGAUCAGCAGCCAAAUUUUAGCGACUGCCAUUGUACAGGAACCAACGAAACCAUUAUCAAUGGGUUCUGCUCCCUCGAGUGCAACAGCCUCACCUGGUACAUCGUCAUCUUCUCCGUUUUCGUGCUUAUACACUCGACAUCUGAAGUUGGGUCCAUGCUGCUGACUCUCAGGUGUGUAGAAUCGCAUGACAAGGCCCUUGCACUGGGACUGAUCCAGUUUGCCAUUGGAUUGUUUGGGAAUGUGCCUUGUCCCAUUAUCUACGGUGCGGUCGUCGACUCGGCCUGUCUCUUCUGGGAGGACAACUGUGGCGAGCCUGGGGCGUGCCGUGUCUACGACCCCACCAAGUUUCGCAUGGUGUUCCACGGAGUCACAGCUGUCAUCAUGUUUGUGGCCUUCCUCGUGGAUGCCGUCGUCUGGUACAAGGCCAGCUCCAUCCAUAUUCACGAAGAGGAAGAGGCCAAGGAUGCCGCCGUUACAACGGCAACGAACGACGUGGCUUCCUCGUCCCCGACAAUUCCGAUAGAGCACCCUGAAACCGAGUCGUGCGUGUGAGCGAGGCACCCACCUCCAUCUCUGCAAGAGUUUAGGGCUUUACGUCAAGAAGGAUGACGCUGUGGUUACACUGGGCCUCUGACUCUCGCCUUCUUUGUUUUUUUCUUCUCUUCCUCUUCUGGUGGAAGUAGUUUGGGCAGUGCUCAUGAUGAGCCCUUCAGAUCAUUGGUGCAGCAAUUGUUCAGUCUUCACUGUGCUUGUAGAGCCGUCAGUUGAAAGAACCAAUCUGUAGCCCAUUUGGAUACUUUCCUGCUGCAGUGCUAGAAGUCUGAGGCCAUUCGGUUCACGUAGGGACAAGAAACACCGCGUGUCCAAAGUACCAGUCUUAGGUACCUUCUGCCCUAGAUAUACCCCGCCUUUGCGUGGCCCAUGUGAUUCUUGAAAUGAGUUUGGAAGUGUCGGUUUCCAAAUUUCACAUACAUGUUGUCUGUUAGUGCGGCCCUAAUGUGUUGCUGUUGUGAGGCUGACAGUGUCAGUGGUUGCACCACAACAGGCGCCGGACCACCUGUGGCUUUUUUUUUCACAGUUGCUGCGCAGAAUCGGUGAGACGGAGAGUGCGACUCUGGACACUUGCUGCAUUUGAGGUUGCAUUGCCAUGCGGCUUUCUUUUUGAGACCGCACCGUUCACGCUCCAUGAACGGACUCCAGUAUGGACUUCGACAGAACUCGUCCCACCAGUUUGAGUAGGGAAGAGGAGGAGGACCCACGUUGUUUGCAUCGCUGGACGAUAGUGUGCACGUUUGUGUUAUAUAAGAAUGACUCCAUGCUGUGUGUUGUGGCUUGUCGUGCGAUGGUGAAAUCACACUCCCGUAACCGCGGGGGUUCUUGUUGCUGGAUCAGCGUGAGAAAGGCAGCUUUUUCGGAUGUGCACAUGGACUCUGUUGUUUAGGAGGUUGCUGUUACCCCUUUUUUACUUUUUUUUUACCAUCUAGAUUUGUUAUGCUGCUGAGUUAGUUACUUGAGCGAGAGAGAGAGAGAAACCUGAAUGAAACAAUUUCAGUGGAAUGUAGUGUUGCAUUGCUGAGAUGCGAGUGUUGUUUAUUAAACAGAGCGCUGAUUGUCCCUGCACGCAGUUGGAGAAAGAAAACGCACAACUAUGGGAGAGCUUGUUUCCUGUUCUCUUUUUUCCCCCCUAUUUGUGCAUAUUCUGUCCCCUUCCCUCGUUUUUGAGUUUAGUAAUAUAUGAGACCUGUUUGACAAAGUAGUGUUCCUUUUCGUUGGGUGAAAGUCAUCCAAACUGUGUCGCGCAAUGCUGUUUGUAAGCUUCUGACGUCAGACCGAGUAAUUUAUCACAGCUCCAGCAUUUGGAGUGCGUAUCAAGUGAAAAAAAAUCACCAAGGUGAAUGUUGCACCUAACUCUCUAUGUUUACGGUACCUCCCUAAAAAUUUUAUAUCAAAUUUUUUUACUGUUAGAGGUGGCCCUGAGCUUAGAUUAAUGAUUGAAGUGAACCCGUUAUUUAAGCUGCAGUAUUUUUUAAAUAAGUGCUUGCACAUGAUGAAACAGUGCACAUGGAAAUCAUUAAAGAGAUCUUAUUGUUAAGCUAUGUUACUCGCUCAAAGCAAAUGAGAGCAGUAUUUGCUUGUUUGAGAAUUCUAAAAAUCCACACCUACCCCUACGUGCCUGCAUGCAAUCACUAAGGCAAAUCUGAUAUGUCAAUCUUUCUGAAAUACUCUCUGGCCAGAGGAACUUGUCCUGCUGAAGACAGGCAUUGAGUUCACUUGGGCUACUUGUUUACGGCACAGUUUUAAAUAGUGUGCAAGAGGUGCCUCAUGUGACUGAGAGCCGGUACAGCUGUUUUAUUGCAAAUGCACCUUUUAUGCCACUCCCUACACGAACACCACAUGAACACCGUGGAAAACAUUUAUGGUUUACCGGUUAAUUUGAUCAGGGAAGGGGAGUCUGUGGAAUGGUUACAGUUAUGUUUGUGUACCGUUAGUUCCUUAUCAGGCAUGCUCCUUUCGCUCUUGAUGUUUGCCCUGAUGCAUACAUUUGUGAAGCACAGUAUAGUCUACUGUUAAAGGGCACACCCACUUGUUAUUUGGCUACCAAUUAAAACUGAAUUAUAACAUGAAGGCAUUGAUACUGUUUUUUAAUUCAUAGAUGUUAGCCUUAACAUGUCCUAGCAGCCAUAUUUUUGCUCCCGACGUAGAUAUGUAUAGGUUAUGUUGGCUUUAUUACCGGCUAGGUGUUCACUUUUAGAGUGUACCGUCCUGUACGUGCAGCACUCCUUGCAGAUGUUCUGCUUGUUUGGUGGUGGUGUUUUUUUUUGAAGAACACUAAAUGUUGUGUCACCCACAGGGACAGGUAAGCUAAUAUUGUGUCUUGGCUUACUCGUGCUCCAAUUCUGUUCUAAGGUGGCAUUCAAUGUAAGGUGGCAUUCAGUAUCAGGUUUAGCAAGCAAUUGCCGUCCGCUGUCCCAGACUAAAGCAACUUGAUUCUACAACCCACCGCCACCACACCAAUACUUGCCUGUUCUUACAUGAAUGAAUUGUACAUCUCCUCUGCGGCAACAUCGUAUUAAUAAAGUUCACUUUCUCAUUGAAAGUAAUUGGUGUACAGUCAAAUCUCGUUUUAACAAACAAAAGAAGGCUAUAACAAAUAAUCAGAUAUAACAAAGUAAAUCUAAAACAUUUCUCACUGAUAAGAGCAUGUAAUGCAUAUAUGCUCAUUACAAAUAUUUGAUGUAACGAAGGUAUUCCUGUGUCGGAUGUGGCUUUGUUGUUGCGAGAUUCGGCUGUAAAACCUGCAGCUUGCACAAUCUGAAUUGCAGCAUUUAAUGCCGAAUCAGGGUCUCUCCUGUGUUGUGAGUAAUGUCCGUACACUGCAUAACUGUAAUUGUACACAUGUACCCCUGGCGUAAUGCAGGCUUACGUACGUGGGAUGUAAGCUCAUGGGUAUUGUCUCUUGUACGCACAUGUAAAAGCGGACUCUUGUCAAUAGCAGCAUGUUGGAGUUUACUACUGCUAGGCGUGCUUUGUCAUAAGCAUUCCCCUCUACAAGAAAUCUACAGAAGAAAAAAAAGGUGCUGUUGAUGAAAGCACGUUAAGAAAUCAAAAUGUUUUGUAAAUAUGUAUGUGUGUCUGUAAAUGUGUAUGUGUGCAUGAAUGUUAGUUGUUGCUGGAGAUGUGUUAUAGAGAGUUUUAUAACAUGUGGCUUAAGAGACAUCUACGGAAGAAAGAAAUUUAAGCAUUUUUCUUUUUUUGGCCAAGCCUGUUGAAAAACAUUUUUCACCAAAGAAACACGUGUGCUUACAAAAUAUGAAUCAUGCCACGCUGUUAACAGCGAAAGAAAUUGUUUCUUUGUUCUUAGCUUCUGCUGAUAGAAUGCUUCUUUUAGGCAUGUUUUUCAUAGUAGUAUUUAACCAACGCGCUUACCAUACAACAUUGCAUCAUUGCAUCUGUCCUAUAGGUGCAGACUUGGAAUUCGACGUGAAGUUUUUACGCAUUUUUUGCCUUUUUAUGAAUAAGCAUUUCCUUCAUUGUCACGUCAGGUAGGACAAGUAUUCUGCUUUGUGGCUAGCAAAAAUUCUUUGUACAGCAGCUGGGACGUGAAAAGUACUUGCAUUUGGCUAAGCGUUCAGUACUGGCUACUACGUAGCAGUGUACGAGCAGCUUGCGAGACGUUGUCAGAGAAGCAGCUUUAACACUAUAAAAACCCAGCGCUUUUCCAAUUCGGAAUGCCCGAUCUUGCUGCCCGCUUAAUGCACGCGUCACAGCAUCUUGGUUUGUAACGUUUUUUUCCCUUCAUUUAUCUUUGCGAUCAUUAAGAUGCACAUUAUUUGCAUAGUAUACGUCUACGAUCACAGUAAACUUGAUUGUGAUGCCGAGUUAGUUGUACACCUGUCCUCGAUGGGACCUUAUUUUUGUAAAAAAGAAAACAUGCAAUGAAAAUGUGGAAUAGUAUAUUUGAUUGUUUAAAGUCACAUAAAUAAAUAAGGUAGUUUUCUAAACAAAUGAGAAAAUUGCUGGUACAAGCUUCGACGUGUAACAGGGAAUGUUCGAAACAGAAUUCACACAGUGUUCGACAUUCUAGGGAAGGGCAGUUGGUGAAAGCAUAGCAAAAGCAUAGUCACAUUGUUUAUUCAGGUGAUGAGUGUCGUGGUGCUUUGUUUAUACAUGCUGUUUCUAUUGAAACACUGACGGGGUGUAUAUGACAAUUAGCAUUGAGACGUGUUUAGUAGUUUUUGAUGAGGUUUUCUGAGCAAGUCGUUUUCAACAUGUUGGUUAUUGUUGUUUCUUUUCACCCUUGUAGGACUGGCCUAAAUGCCAAAUACCCUAAAUUCAUAGCGCGAAAUUGUGAAAUGGACCGUUUGUUGUCAGAAUUGUGAACACAAAAUAAAACACCUUACUGACUCUUA
Dermacentor andersoni is the source of this 7682-nucleotide messenger RNA. Its product is annotated as solute carrier organic anion transporter family member 74D-like. NCBI's taxonomy places the organism in Eukaryota, Metazoa, Arthropoda, Arachnida, Ixodida, Ixodidae. Gene Ontology annotation, biological process: transmembrane transport; sodium-independent organic anion transport. Gene Ontology annotation, cellular component: basolateral plasma membrane. The record is from RefSeq and is a predicted model, not a curated record.